AUGAGGCCCUUGUUAAGCCACCGAACGAGGCUUUCAAGAAACCUUAUACAAUAUCGGGUUUUAUAUCAUCCAAUACCUCUUCUUACUCGUCGCAACUUCACAAGCUCUGUUGCUCGUCAACAUGAUCAAAAUUCUGAUAUAGCGAAGAAGGCUUCUCAAAGUCCUUCAGAAGAACUCAAUGAACAAGGAGGAAAACAUGAUCGAUCCAUUAAGAAGCCAUCAAGACUGGCGGCUUUAAAGAAGCGUGACCAGAAGGUUGGGGGUAAGGAUGCCAAGGUCAAAGGGGGAGAACCAAAUCAGCGAUAUAUCCUUGGACAAUCAGCCGACAAGCCAAUCCGUACACGUUUUGCGCCGUCGCCUACCGGAUAUCUGCACCUUGGCUCUUUGAGAACUGCGUUGUUCAAUAAUUUGGUGGCCAAGGCUACAGACGGCGGUGAUUUCAUUAUUAGAAUUGAGGAUACUGAUCAAAAUCGGUUGGUGCCUGAUGCUGAAGAAAGAAUCUUCAAAGACCUCGAAUGGGCCGGUCUUGAAUGGAGUGAAGGUCCUGACAAAGGAGGUCCAUAUGGCCCCUAUCGACAAACCUUGCUCGAAAAUGGCUCUGCCUAUCGUUGCUUCUGUGAUCAAACAGUCCUCGAAGCCCAGAAGCGAGCUCUCCACGAAGCUGGCAAGUCUACGGCUUACCCUGGCACAUGUCGUACUCUGCCGCGCUCUGAGUCUGAUGAGCGAGCCGCCAAGGGUGAAGCUCAUAUCGUUCGGCUUGACUCUACUCGGUUCGGCACGCCAAAGUUCAAGGAUGCUAUCUACGGGCCUUUCCAGAAGAAAGAGCCCGAGGAGGACUUUGUUCUCAUGAAAAGAGAUGGAUAUCCAACGUACCAUCUUGCCAAUGUAGUUGAUGACCAUUUGAUGAAGAUUACACAUGUCAUCCGUGGUGAAGAAUGGCUCAUCUCAACACCCAAGCACCUGGCCCUCUAUGAAGCUUUCGGCUGGGAGCCCCCGACCUUUGCUCACCUGGGCCUUCUCGUUAGCAACAACGGAUCCAAGCUUAGCAAGCGCGAUAGCAGCGUCGACCUGUCUACGUAUAUGGACCAGAACGUCUUUCCUAUGGCUUUACAGGCGUGGCUUGCCAACCUAGGUGCAUCUACGAAGAGAGAUGCGAAGACACCGAGAACCCUCAGUGAUGUCGCCGAGAAUUUGACUUACAAGUUCACCCGAGGUGGUAUCAAACUCAAUCCAACCAAGCUCGACUUCUUCCAGCACGAGUAUCGAAAUCUCCUUACGAAGACACCUUCUACCGACCACACAUCUCGUGAGCAGGAGCUCAUAAGAGAUUACCUUGUGACUCCCCUCGUCAACGAAGUUCAUGCCAUCACCGCCUCCUCCCAGUCCAUUUCUGAUGACUACAAGCCCAUCCAACCCACAGGCACGGCUCUCAACUGGCCCACCCCCUUAUCUCCUGUUCCAGCCAUGCUUUCGUCGGAAUCUUCUCAGUCAUAUACUUCCAAGAUCAUCUUUCAAGAAACUGUACGAUAUGCUUCUGUGGCUAACUUGGCCCGUUUGCUACCGUACUUCUUCUGGCGUCCUCCUCCUGAUAUUUAUCGAGCAGCCCUCGUCAGUGAGACUCCGCGUCUCGACUUGGUUGAAUUGGUCAACAAGACCGUGCAAGGAAAUGAUGACUGGGAGACGACCGUUGACCGCUUAUUUGAGAGUAUCCCUUCCGACCAGGCUCCCGACUUACAUGCUAUUCUUCGCCUAAUUGCGAUUGGUGAUUCACAGGCUGUGAGCAAGUCGUCCCGCAUUCUGUUCGAUGUGCUGGGUCAAGAUGAGUGGCGAUUCCGUGCCAAUCUCGUGGCUUCUUUGCUUGGUGAACUGGAAUCUAGCGGACAACUCCCCGUCAGGACUGUAUAG
Molecule: messenger RNA, 1905 nt
Organism: Fusarium tjaetaba
Lineage: Eukaryota; Fungi; Ascomycota; Sordariomycetes; Hypocreales; Nectriaceae
Product: glutamyl-tRNA synthetase
Exons: 5
Coding region: 1-1905 (634 amino acids)
Biological process (GO): glutamyl-tRNA aminoacylation
Molecular function (GO): zinc ion binding; ATP binding; glutamate-tRNA ligase activity
Source: RefSeq, a predicted model, not a curated record